AUGCCUGACGGCACCCUGAGAUUCCACUGCAAGGGCAAGGAUCUUUUGCACUUUAUGGGCUGCUCCACCUUUUCUCAGUACACCGUUGUGGCUGACGUUUCCGUUGUCGCUGUCAACGAGAAGGCUGGCUUCGACAAGACCUGUUUGUUGGGCUGUGGUAUCACCACCGGUUACGGAGCUGCCACCAUCACUGCCAAUGUGCAAGAGGGCGACAACGUUGCUGUUUUCGGCGCUGGCUGUGUCGGUUUGUCUGUUGUGCAAGGUGCCAAGGAGAGAAAGGCCAAGCAGAUCAUUGUUGUGGACUUGAACAACAAGAAGAAGGAGUGGGCCGAGAAGUUUGGCGCCACUGCUUUCGUCAACCCUACCGAGUUGAAGGAUGGCCAGACCAUCGUGCAAAAGUUGAUCGAGAUGACCGACGGCGGAUGCGACUACACUUUUGACUGCACCGGUAACGUCAACGUCAUGAGAGACGCUUUGGAAGCAUGCCACAAGGGCUGGGGUACAUCCAUCAUCAUUGGUGUUGCUGCGGCCGGCAAAGAAAUCUCCACCAGACCUUUCCAAUUGGUCACCGGCCGUGUGUGGAAGGGUGCUGCUUUCGGUGGUGUGAAGGGCCGCUCUCAAUUGCCAGGCAUUGUUGACGACUACUUGGAAGGCAAGUUGAAGGUCGACGAGUUCAUCACCCACAGACACCCAUUGGAGAAGAUCAACACUGCGUUUGAGGACAUGCACCACGGUGACUGUAUCAGAGCGGUGAUUGAGUUGUGA
Clavispora lusitaniae ATCC 42720 is the source of this 765-nucleotide messenger RNA. It is a transcript of the gene FDH3, whose product is annotated as bifunctional alcohol dehydrogenase/S-(hydroxymethyl)glutathione dehydrogenase. Gene Ontology annotation, cellular component: cytosol. Gene Ontology annotation, biological process: formaldehyde catabolic process. The record is from RefSeq and is a predicted model, not a curated record. NCBI's taxonomy places the organism in Eukaryota, Fungi, Ascomycota, Pichiomycetes, Serinales, Metschnikowiaceae. Gene Ontology annotation, molecular function: S-(hydroxymethyl)glutathione dehydrogenase [NAD(P)+] activity; zinc ion binding.